CGCUGAGGCGACGGAGAGACUCGCCAACGGCCACGGGGCAGCUCGCGCGCCCUCUUUUUCGCUCGCCCGCUCCUCGAGACGGAGGUUUGUGACAGUUCUGUAAGGAGAAGGGAAAAUGUCAUUCCGAAAAGUGAACAUCAUCAUCCUGGUCUUUGCUAUUGGUGUCUUUUUGUUAGUUCUGCAUCAUAACUUCCUGGGUCUGAGUGAUUUGUUAAGGAGAGAGAUCUCAGAUUCAAAUCUCGUGGGAUUUCAGCCAAUCGAUUUUGUCCCCGAAGCCCCGGAAGACUUGGUAGAUGAGAUCGGAGACGAAAUCCCCGUGGUCAUCGCAGCGUCUGAAGAAAGACUCGGGGGCACCAUUGCAGCUAUCAAUAGCAUUUAUCAUAACACCCAGUCCAAUGUGGUUUUCCACAUUGUUACUCUGAACAGUACUGCGGAUCACCUCAGAUCCUGGCUUAAUAGCGCUGCGCUGAAAAACGUCAAACACAGAAUCGUGAACUUCAACCCUCAACUUCUGGAAGGGAAAGUCAAGGCGGAUCCAGACCAACCGGACCCUGUGAAACCAUUAACCUAUGCAAGAUUCUACCUGCCUAAUUUGGUUCCCCACGCAAAUAAGGCAGUUUACGUGGAUGACGAUGUAAUCGUGCAAGAUGAUAUUCUUGCUCUCUAUAAUACGCCUCUGAAGCCUGGUCACGCAGCUGCGUUUUCAGAAGACUGUGACUCAACCUCUUCUAGAGUGGUCGUCCGUGGAGCAGGAAAUCAGUACAAUUACAUCGGAUUUCUGGACUACAAAAAAGAAAGGAUUCGGAAACUUGCCAUGAAAGCCAGCACGUGCUCUUUUAAUCCUGGGGUCUUCGUUGCAAAUUUAACAGAAUGGAAACAACAAAACAUCACAGACCAGCUGGAAAAAUGGAUGAGACUUAAUACGCAAGAGGAGUUAUAUAGCAGGACCUUAGCGGGCAGUGCCGCGACACCGCCUCUGCUAAUUGUCUUUUACAGACAGCAUUCCAGCAUAGAUCCCAUGUGGAACGUCCGACAUCUUGGCUCUAGUGCUGGCAAAAGAUAUUCACCCCAGUUUGUGAAAGCUGCCAAAUUGCUCCACUGGAAUGGGCACUUUAAGCCAUGGGGAAGAACCGCUUCCUAUGCCGAUGUUUGGGAGAAAUGGUAUAUCCCAGAUCCUACUGGCAAAUUCAGUCUGAUCCGGAGACAUCUCGAGACCUCAAAUGCAACAUAAAACGGAUUGCGGAUCAUCGGGAAACACUAGAACACCAUAACCCUGGGGGAUCACAGGACUUACCGUGGGCGGAGCCCAAGGAAAGGAGAUUCGCCCGCCCUGUUGCCCUCCAAUGUCCGUUAUGGAAGUCAAUCUCCACCUCCCCUACUUGGACCAGUGUGCCUUAUGUCACUGCCCCGUACUGCAGAGAGAAUCUGACACUAAGGAAAUGGAAUCAAAAAUGGCUGUUUUGUACCCAAUGUGUAUACCCUGUGGCCACACACUUCUUUAAGAUGGUAAUCCUUUUUUGCACAACUCAUUCAAUUAUAUUUGACGAUAAAGGUUGUAGUAUAUCCCUCUUCCUCCAGCUUGGUUUUAAACCCCACCAUCUCCAGCCGUCGUGGCUGACCGGCAAAAUCUCUUUGAAAGUGCAAUUGUAAAUGUCCAAAAUAACCUUGGUACUCACCAACUUUUUAUCCAGCUCAACCCAUCGUCUUGUGGGUGGAAGAUUAUCAGCAGGCAGGGGGGAAAAUCACCUUUGUGGUAAGCAGAGGACCUGGGCUCUAAUUCCAGCCUCCUCAAUCACCUGGUGUACGGCCCCAAGCGACUUCUUUGGACCUCAGCUUCUUCCUCUGUAGUGGGGAUUAAAUUCCUGUUCUCCCUC
This is a messenger RNA of Ornithorhynchus anatinus (platypus), 1874 nucleotides long. It is a transcript of the gene GLT8D1, whose product is annotated as glycosyltransferase 8 domain containing 1. Gene Ontology annotation, cellular component: Golgi apparatus. NCBI's taxonomy places the organism in Eukaryota, Metazoa, Chordata, Mammalia, Monotremata, Ornithorhynchidae. Bases 116 to 1231 code for a protein of 371 amino acids. The record is from RefSeq and is a predicted model, not a curated record. Gene Ontology annotation, molecular function: glycosyltransferase activity. The transcript has 10 exons.